Messenger RNA from Paramuricea clavata, 363 nucleotides. The record is from the annotation of a GenBank genome assembly. Lineage: Eukaryota; Metazoa; Cnidaria; Anthozoa; Malacalcyonacea; Plexauridae.
GUCCGUAAUGCGCACAACUACCUCAGAGAUUUCAUAGACGAAGAAGAGCUGUACUACAAAUCAGGUCGCUACAUCUCCUAUCUUGAGAAAUGGAAUGGAAGAGGUCUGGAUUUCUUUAACCGUAUGCUGAAACUCGCCAUUGACUUGGUGGUGGAAGACAUCUGGAAGCCUAUAGAUGCUGUUGUCGUGGAAGCAUGGAUCGAGGAUUUGGUUAGUUUUGGAUAUGAACCACCCAAGCUGAGUACAACUCCUAAACCGUGCAAGCAUGUCAUCGAAAACGCAAAAGAAAUGAAGUUCCAGCAGCAACCCUCGUCGCAUUUAAGAAUUGGAAAGAAAAUGAAAGAAAUACAGAGCUUAGGUUAA